Molecule: messenger RNA, 3036 nt
Organism: Fulvia fulva
Lineage: Eukaryota; Fungi; Ascomycota; Dothideomycetes; Mycosphaerellales; Mycosphaerellaceae
Exons: 2
Coding region: 1-3036 (1011 amino acids)
Source: RefSeq, a predicted model, not a curated record
AUGUCCACCACAUACGAUGUCAUGGACCUCCUCUCCAUCUUCUCUAUCAUCGUAGUCGCAUUGGGCUGCUUCAAUCGAGGACUCCUCACAUCAUCCCCAGCCAUCUGCGCCAUCUUCAUCUUAUGCGGCGGCUUCCUGUUCCUCUGCGCAAUCUCGAUCUUUCUCCACAGCGCAAUCGCGGUUUACACCACUGUCGCCAACGCCAUUGACCAUGUUGCGCGAUUCCUUCAGGUCAUCUUCCCGAACGCGACAAUGCUGGGUCUCAUCAUGAAUCCGAUCGUCAUGCUACUCAUAGCAGCAAUUGCCUGGCACCUUUACACUCAGUUCAAGCGAGCACUCACGCAGCCGCCAAUCGAGCCAGACUUGGACAUCGAGAUGGAAGACGCACCUGCACCCACCAGCAGCGAAGUUGAGCCACUAGCGGAGGACCAGGCUGGGAAAGCAGUAGAUCUUGAGAGUCGAGUCGACUCGAGAAAAGAUCCUGCAAGCAAGGCAGCAACACCACCGAACAAGCCACACCCGAAUGAAUCAUGCUCACCGAAGCCUCACCUGCCUGCUCAAGCGCGUGCUAGUCUUCUUAAAUCACCGAAGCAACGUCUGCCCAAGCCUCGAGUCACGAAUAUGUCGUCACAGUGCUUACGCACGCCCGACAUUGACGUCGACUGGCCCGGCAAGAAGUACGUCCGCCCCGACACAAUCGCAUGUGUGAUCGAGAGCAAGCCUCAGCGACUAGCCAUUUGGGGGUCAGAGGACUAUCCCAGACCCUUGCUUGACUUGAGGACUGUGAAGUCGAAGUUGCAGAUAGGCUGUGGGCCCAAGAAGAAUGAGAGGCCGUCUACACCAACAAAGAAGCCUGCCGCCAUUGUAGUGCCGGAGAUCGUGCAGGAUGAGAUCGAAGAGCUUGCGCCUGAGUUUGAACAGUCACCGACUGCCCCAGUCACACCAGCGGAGGAGCUCGUGGUUACUGUAGAGCCUGAGGUGCUGCGAGAGGUGGAGGAAAGCGAAGCGCUUCAACUCGAGCAGUCGCCAAGUGCUUCGACCACACCAGCAUCGCAGCCUGCUAGCGAGGUUCAGGAGGAGGCCUCAGCCUCGACCUAUCUCCUGAGUCCCGAGCGCGAAGCGCCAGUAUCUGCAGCGCCUAUUUCCGCGCCAGCACAAGUCUUUCUGCCCGUUCAAGACAGUGUCGAAGCUUCGGCGUCUGUAAGUGCAGAGCCAUGGCUAGCUCUACCAGGGCUGUCCAUGCCUACGAGCGCAGCGGUCCCACAGACGGAGACAGGAGCCGAGAGACUGAGCAAGUCACGCGCUGCACUGAAAGUAGAGAAGGGCAUCACUGUACCAGCGCCUGGCUCUCUCGGCGCGUCUGUGUCCUCGGCAUUUGAGGCGGGGCCUGCCAUUAGUAUGGAAGCAUUGUCGAAGCUGGUAUCUGCCAUCGGUACUGGCGCGCUUACUGCCACCCCGCCAUUAUCGCCAGCUCCCGUGCUCAACGGCGAGCCAGCUGAUGGCUCAGACUUACUCGCCAGCCUGAUAACAACACCCCGCCUCGUCGGCCUCGCCCCUGAGCUGCGGAGGAUCCCAGCCAAGGUGAAGGUACCGGCGGCCUUGCGACGCUGCAAGGGCGAUACGUCGAUGUAUCGAGCCCUCAAGGCGCACACGAGUAGGCCACCAGUGGCAAAGUCGCCGUUGUCACAGGUCAUGAAUGCGUACGCGGGCGCAGCUCGAGGCUCACGCCCAUUCCCGUCGGUGCCGAAGCCAGAGCCAGAAGCAGAGUCACCGCAGGCUGAUGAGAAUGACGCUGGGGGCGCUGGAAUGCCGGAGGCGACUCCCGAUGAUCACACAGGCACCAGCCCUGAUAUUGAUCUCGAUGAUGUCGUGACUCCGGUCCAAGGUGUCAUGGAUGAAGGUGUUGCGACGUCGCAGGCGCCUCCCGCAGAGGGAGCGAGUGUCGCGACGCCGCCACCUGCGACCACCCCAUCCGAGACCGCGGCACCAUCUCCCUCAAUCAACGAGGUUGAGAUGCAAGACGCGGCUCCGGUGGCUGCGAGCACUCCUUUCUCCUCGCCACCAUCCAUGCCGUACACUGCGCAGCCAGCCCUGCAAGCCGACUUCACUGCCAGCGAGGAUGUUCCAAUGCAGGAGGCGCAACCAGUAUUCCUGCCCCCCGAGCUCACUCUUGCCAACAUCUUGAAGCAGGUCUCUGCCGUAGAGGAUGUCUCCAUGCCCGAUGCGUCUUCGACGGCCUCGCAGAGUGGCACUGCAUCACGGCCAGUGACUGUGCAAUUCGUUGGUUCUGGACUACCGGCCAUAUCGGCUGGACUUCAUGGUGAGCAAGCGACUCCAGCCGCCACGAUAGGUAGCCCUCCUAUCAAGGAUACCACAAUGACCGAUGCGCCUCUGCCGACGAACCCGCCACUUGUCAGCCCCUAUUUAGCUGCCCUAUUGGCUGGAAUGCACACUGAUCAAGCCCCAAAAGCAAGCAAUUUGCCAGGUCUUUCAACACCAGUGCGAAGUUCGACGGCACCUGCGAGCUCUCCCAGCUCUCCGCCAAAGGCCAAGUGUAAAGACUGUGGGGGUCUUCUGUUCAGUGGCAACGCUAUGAUCGAUGGCCAGGUCCAGGAAGCAGCCAAGUGCUGUGGCGGCUGUGUGGGAGCAGCAAACCGUGCUGCGCGAGCUCAGAAGAAGGCUGCGGAAGCUGCAGCAAAAGCUCAGAAGAAGGCCGCGGAAGCUGCUGCAUCGUCGUCAGGCCCAGCACUGGCAAGUAAGCCAGCAUCGACAACGGGCAUUGACCCGAACCUGGAUCCCGCAAUGUUUGCUACAGGCGAUCCUUCUCUUCCAAUCUCAGAUCCGUCGCCAGCGUACGAACCCGACUACCUACCGAAUGGUGCACCAAAAGUCAAGAUGCGCCAGCCACGAAGCGAUGGUCCUUCCACAACAACCACAAAUCCGCAUCCCGCACCACCACCAGUGGACACAUCCACCCUCCUGCCCAACGGCAAGCCCAAAGCCAAGCCGCGCCAACCACGCUCCAAAAAUUUGUGA